Messenger RNA from Pectinophora gossypiella (pink bollworm), 1229 nucleotides. RefSeq lists its product as uncharacterized. The coding region runs from base 1 to 729 and encodes 242 amino acids. The transcript has 5 exons. Gene Ontology annotation, molecular function: odorant binding. The record is from RefSeq and is a predicted model, not a curated record. NCBI's taxonomy places the organism in Eukaryota, Metazoa, Arthropoda, Insecta, Lepidoptera, Gelechiidae.
AUGUUGGGGGCGAUAGUUCUACUAGUGUUGCUGCCAGCGCUCGUGACUUCAUCUGGAGAUGGGAACAUCAGACUGCUGGAGGAAGAAGUCGGUGCCGCGAUACGGGCCUGUACGCCGCCUAGCAAAGAAGGGGGUCGACAGCGUCGCUCCGAUGAUUUUGGGUACGACGACCAAUACGGAGACCGGACGCCCAGAAUUGAUGGCAAUGAGAAGACAGAUUUAAAUCAGUACGCACACGAGAGACGUAACACCAGUGACACGAGGGAUAAGAUCCAUGUUCUCAACGCUACAGACUACGAUUAUGGAGGAUAUGGGGCUGGUAACAGAGGGGAGAAGUUCGUCAAUACUGUACCAAGACCUGCUGGUGGUGGUAGCUAUAACGAGACUACGAAUACGAGCUUCAAUAGAACUAAAAGAAGUGAGCCGUUGCUAAGUAAGGAAGAUUCUGACCAGUGUCUUAGUCAAUGCGUGUUCGCCAAUUUGCAAGUGGUGGAUUCGAGGGGGAUCCCUCGUGAGGCCGAGCUGUGGAACAAGGUGCAGGGCUCCGUCACUUCGCAGCAGUCAAAAGCCGUUCUUAGAGAUCAGAUCCGCGCAUGCUUUCAAGAACUGCAGUCUGAAGCGGAAGACAACGGCUGCUCUUACUCUAACAAGCUGGAACGAUGCCUUAUGCUGAGGUUCUCUGACCGAAAAUCAGAUGAAGGACAAAAAGAGGAAUCGCAGAAAACCUAACAGCUUUAACAUUUAAACUACCUAUUAAUUUAAAGCAAUGCACAGAGAGGGUGGGUGGUUCUUCGAAUACCGGAAGUCAAUAAUGGCCCCGAUUCCUGCAGACACCGCCUAAUUUUAUUUUAGGUUAUAUCCGUCAUUUUCGUAUCCGUCGAAAAGGAAAGGGACGGAUGAUUCACAGCUCUUAAUUUUAGGAAGAAUGAGUAAAUUAAUGUGUCGGGUUAUUGACGGAUGUAAAAUUUUUAGACGGUUGGUUUAGAUUUGUGCUUAAAAUUGACGUGUGUUCCAUAAAUUUUAUGCUUGUCGAUUACCCGUCCCUUUCCUUUUCGGCGGAUAAGAAAAUGACAGAUAUAACUUAAAAUAAAAUUAGAUGGUAUUUACAGGAAUUAGCACCAUUAUUACCGUAAACGCAAAAAUAUCCUAAGUAGAAUCUUUUUGCAAAUAUCCAGUUGGAACUUAUGUAUGUCGCCAACUUCGUAAGUUCUAACUGGAUAUUUGAACUA